This is a messenger RNA of Scomber scombrus (Atlantic mackerel), 5799 nucleotides long. It is a transcript of the gene fmnl2a, whose product is annotated as formin-like 2a. Lineage: Eukaryota; Metazoa; Chordata; Actinopteri; Scombriformes; Scombridae. The transcript has 26 exons. Gene Ontology annotation, biological process: regulation of cell shape; cell migration; cortical actin cytoskeleton organization. Gene Ontology annotation, molecular function: small GTPase binding; actin filament binding. The coding region runs from base 494 to 3754 and encodes 1086 amino acids. The record is from RefSeq and is a predicted model, not a curated record. Gene Ontology annotation, cellular component: cytosol.
AUGUGAGAGGGAGAAACCCCCUCCUCUCCUCCUUAACUAUCCGAUCAGCAACGGAGGGAUUAGUCAAGCCAGGUCCGAUCACUCACUACUAACACACGGGGGGGGGGGAUUGUAAAACGUGAAUCAUGCUCGUCGUCAUUACUACCGACUGGGAGUGGAGCCGAAAUUGUGCAAGAUACGGAUAACAGCGAAAGAAGGUCCGUGUGUGGAUCGAGUCAAGUUUCCCAGGUCUCCUCAUUCUGCCGUGAAAAUGCCUCACCAGGAGCUCUACUGCCACCGCUGCUGCUCGGACCCUCACACGCACUUCAUGCUGAAGAAGUGACCUGGAGAAACCUGCAAGGAGCAAAACACCAACAGCGUGCGGGAUAUUUUAGAUUUGUUUUCGCCGUGCGGAGAUUUUUGUGAAGUGGACGAGGCAGGGAAGGAGCUGGAGGUGGAGGAGGUGGAGGGGGGAGAGUUGUACUUGUUGGUGUGAAAGCGCAGCGGAGGAAACAUGGGGAACGCAGGGAGCAUGGACCAGCACACUGAUUUCAGAGGACACAACAUGCCUCUAAAACUCCCCAUGCCGGAGCCAGGUGAACUGGAGGAAAGAUUUGCCAUCGUUUUGAACUCGAUGAAUCUUCCUCCAGACAAAGCUCGACUGUUGCGGCAGUACGACAACGAGAAGAAAUGGGAACUCAUCUGCGAUCAGGAGCGAUUCCAAGUGAAAAACCCCCCUCACACGUACCUCCAAAAGUUGAGGAGUUAUCUCGAUCCGGCAGUCACAAGAAAGAAAUUUAGACGGAGAGUUCAGGAGUCCACCCAAGUCCUGAGAGAACUGGAAAUUUCGUUACGGACCAAUCAUAUAGGGUGGGUGAGAGAAUUCUUAAAUGAAGAGAACAAAGGCCUAGACGUGCUGGUGGAGUAUCUGUCUUUUGCACAGUAUGCCGUCACGUUUGAUGGAGACUGUGUGGAGAACAACCCCGACGCUGUGAUGGAUAAGUCAAAGCCCUGGAGCCGCUCUAUAGAAGACCUACAUGGUGGGAGCACCCUGCCGUCUCCCAUCACCGGGAACGGCAUUACACGAGCCGGGCGACACUCCACGUUACGUUGUAACACACUGCCCAGCCGGAGAACACUGAAAAACUCCAGACUGAUCUGUAAGAAAGAUGAUGUUCACGUUUGCAUCAUGUGCCUACGCGCUAUCAUGAACUAUCAGUAUGGCUUCAACAUGGUCAUGUCGCAUCCACACGCUGUGAAUGAAAUUGCACUAAGUCUCAACAAUAAAAACCCAAGAACUAAAGCUCUGGUCUUGGAGCUCCUGGCGGCAGUUUGUCUCGUGAGAGGAGGCCACGAAAUUAUUCUCUCUGCGUUCGACAACUUUAAGGAGGUAUGUGUGGAGGAACAGCGGUUUGAGAGACUAAUGGAGUAUUUCAAGAAUGAGGACAACAACAUUGACUUCAUGGUGGCAUGUAUGCAGUUCAUCAACAUUGUCGUGCACUCAGUGGAGGACAUGAACUUCAGAGUUCAUCUACAAUAUGACUUCACCAAACUGUGUCUGGAUGACUACUUAGACAAACUAAAACAUACAGAGAGCGAUAAGCUGCAGGUUCAGAUUCAGGCCUACUUAGACAAUGUGUUUGACGUGGGAGCCCUCCUGGAGGAUGCAGAGACCAAAAACGCAGCGCUGGAGCGCGUGGAGGAGCUGGAGGAGAACAUGUCACAUAUGACAGAGAAGCUGCAGGACACAGAGAAUGAGGCCAUGUCCAAGAUCGUGGAGCUGGAGAAACAGCUGAUGCAAAGGAACAAGGAUCUCGAUUCCAUCAGGGAAGUCUACAAAGAUACCAGCUCACAGGUACACACACUGCGGCAGAAAUUGAAAGAGAAGGACGAGGCCAUUCAGCGGCAGUGUAAUUUAGAGAAGAAAAUCCAUGAGCUGGAGAAACAGGGAACCAUCAAGAUCCAAAAGAAGGGAGAUGGAGACAUCUCCAUCUUGUCCUCACCACUCUCAGGAGGGGAGGGUUUGCCUGGCACUAUAAUGGGAGGAAACGGUGCAUCUGUCGGUCCACACCAUGUGGGAAGUGGAGUGGGCACAUCCACUCAGCCACCACCACCUCCGCCCCCUCCACUGCCAGAGAACGGCACAUUGCCAAAUGGUCCGUCAUCAAUUAGUCCUGCAGCAGCAGCAGCACCUCCCCCACCUCCACCACCUCCACCUCCACCUCCACCCCCAGGACCAGAGAUGUCAGUCCAUAUGCCCCCUCCGCCACCUCCUGUAGCCCCCCCACUGCCAGGCUGCGGGACCCCCACAGUCAUCAUGAACUCUGGGUUAGCAGCUGUUAAGAUCAAGAAACCCAUCAAGACAAAGUUCCGUAUGCCCGUCUUUAACUGGGUAGCCCUGAAACCCAAUCAGAUCAACGGGACUGUCUUCAAUGAGAUUGAUGAUGAGCGGAUACUCGAGGACCUGAAUGUGGAUGAAUUUGAGGAAAUGUUUAAGACGAAAGCUCAGGGCCAACCGAUUGACAUCACUAUGAGCAAGCAGAAGGUCAUCCAGAAGGGACCCAACAAGGUGACGCUGCUGGACUCCAACAGAGCGAAGAACCUGGCCAUCACACUGAGGAAAGUGGGCAAGACACCGGAGGAGAUCUGCAAGGCCAUUCAGAUCUUCGACCUGCGGACUCUGCCAGUAGACUUCGUAGAGUGUCUGAUGCGCUUCCAGCCCACAGAGAACGAGAUUAAAGUCCUUCGUCAGUUUGAAAAGGAGCGGAAACCACUUGAAAGCCUGACAGACGAGGACCGCUUCAUGAUGCAGUUUAGUAAGAUUGAGCGGCUCAUGCAGAAAAUGACCAUCAUGGCCUUCAUCGGCAACUUCUGCGAGAGCGUUCAGAUGCUGACACCGCAACUCCAUGCAGUCAUCGCAGCCUCUGUGUCCAUCAAAUCAUCACAGAAACUAAAGAAAAUUCUAGAGAUUAUUUUGGCACUUGGAAACUACAUGAACAGCAGCAAGAGAGGAGCUGUGUACGGAUUCAAGCUGCAAAGUUUAGAUUUGCUACUUGAUACCAAGUCGACGGACCGUAAGAUGACGCUGUUACACUACAUAGCCAAUGUGGUAAAGGAGAAAUACACACAAGUGUCUUUCUUUUACAACGAGCUGCACUAUGUGGAGAAAGCUGCAGCAGUGUCGCUGGAGAACGUCCUGCUGGACGUCAAGGAGCUGCAGAGAGGCAUGGACCUGACUAAAAGAGAAUAUAGCAUGCACGGCCACAACACCAUGCUGAAAGACUUCAUCACGCACAACGAGAGCAAGCUGAAAAAGCUGCAGGACGAUGCCAAGAUUGCACAGGAUGCCUUCGAUGAGGCGGUGAAGUUCUUCGGGGAGAAUUCCAAAACCACGCCACCGUCUGUCUUCUUCCCAGUGUUUGUGCGUUUUGUUAAGGCUUACAGGCAAGCGGAAGAGGACAACGAGCAAAAAAAAAGACAGGAGCAGAUUAUGAUGGAGAAACUUCUAGAGCAGGAGGCCAUGAUGGAGCAAGACCAGAAGUCUCCAUCUCAUAAGAACAAGCGGCAGCAGCAAGAGCUGAUCCAGGAGCUCAGGAAGAAACAGGUGAAAGACAGCCGCCAUGUCUACGAAGGCAAAGAUGGAGCGAUUGAGGACAUCAUCACGGAUUUGAGGAAUCAGCCUUACAGGCGAGCAGACGCUGUGCGGAGGAGUGUCAGGAGACGCUUUGAUGAUCAGAACCUGCGGCCGGUGAACAACGGCGAAGUGGUCAUGUGAUGAGGGAACAGUGCAUGUGCUCGGGGGGGGGGGGGGGGGGGGGGGGGGGGGGUAGUGAGGAUGUGUAGCAACAAGAGAGGGAGAGACAGAAGGUUGGAAGACGAGUGAAGGAUGAUAAGUGAAAGAUGGAUGUAGUAGCAAACAGAGAUGAGUAUAUGUAUGUGUAUAUAUAUAUAUAUAUAUAUUACAUAAGAAUACAUGUCAUUCCAUGUCUGUGGUAUAGUAGCAGCAGCUUUUCACUAUGAAGGAUUGGGACGUGUGUGGGACCGAAUUUAAAGAGUCUGAAAGGUUAAUUAAGAAACCUUAGACAAGCAAAGUGCCUGAACUUAUUUCAUUUUGUUUUUUAUAUCCCCACUUCAAGCAAUACAACUUGAGCUGGCUUUAAUCUUAAAGAUGUGUAAAACUGGACAUGCGGUGGCCUUAAGAAGCCACGCGAAGAGAUGCUCUUCCUCGGAGACAGGAUGUAGAAUGUAUGGGACAUGUUCCCCAUAGCUGUUACAAACAUUACAUCAUUGGUGUUGUUAAUGAUCUGUUGUAUCUUUGGUACAUUCCAGUACUCGUUUCCAUUCCACAAUACUAUACAUCAGUUUUCACAUCUCAUGAGGCUCCUCCAUUUUGACUAAAAGGGCUGAUGAUCAGGCAUGAAGAAAGCGAUCAGAAAGUGAUUAAAAUUCUAUAUUUGUACUAAAGCGAGUAUAGGGAGGAUGAAGAAUGAAUAAAAAGGUUUUCAACAAAAGACCGUGCUAAUGUGAAUUGUAUAUAUGAGGCCUCUUCAAACUGGUGCAUACUACCUUCUCUUGCAUCGUUUGUUGCUACAGUUAAAGGGUCACACCUGAUUUUGUAGCUCUUAAUCCAUAGUCGGGUGCAUGCUUACACAAAACAAUUAUUUCCAUUUAAAAUGUUGCAUUUCUGUUGCAACACAGCAACUGUCCAGUUUCUGGGAACAAGUCAAGCCUGUAAAUGACCUAAAAUACAUUUUCUGCCACAUGCAGAGCGUGCAAAGAAAGAUACUGAACCUUACUGGAUGAUCUCAAAACUGGAAAUAUACGUUAGCAUUUUUAUCUCUGUAAACUAGUUACAGGUUAAUCAUUUUCCCGGCUGCUGCGUCUGCGCAUUUAACUGUAAUUUUAAUGUAUAGUAUUUAACCACUGAAAAAGAUUCCUUAAAGCUCAUGUUUUCAUCUAAUGGGUCUCCAUGGUUUUUACAGCAAUUAUUUUAAAAACAUGGCAAAAGACAGUACACAACACACAAAAAAGUUUCCUAACUGUACAGAUAUUUUGCUACAAACCAUGUUUUGUUUUGUUUUUUACUUAAUUCACAUUACCAGAUGGUUAAUAUUGUACAUAUUGUUUAAACAAAGUUUUCAUUGCCUUGUGCUAUACAACUUGAAUGUUAUUUUAACUUAUAGUUUUUGUUUCCUUUUUCUUUUUUUUUUUUUUUGUAUAUUUAAUUAAGCCAAAUGCAGCCAGAAUCUACAGUAGUGUGUUAGGUCAUAAUGUCUUGCUGUCAAGCAGAACUCACCGGAUCACUGAAUUUGCCAGCGGGUGUGUCACAGGUGUAUCAAAGCCAGCUGCAAAAGCAUGCAACAAGUUCUGAAUCUGAAGUGUUGGUACAUUUAAACUCUCUCUGGUUACGCCCAGUUUAGACUCUUAAUCAUACACUCUGUAACUAUUAAACUAGUUUCAGUUAGUUUACCUGUGACAAGCUGGUUUUGUUGCUUAGUGAUACACCCAUCUGUAAUUAUCUCCACUGAAGCAUGUGCUCCCAUCUCAUUUUCUCUCAGCUUCACUGUCUGUAAUAGUGUCAUUUCUCUAACUCUGGAUAAUACUGGCAUGUUUUUUUUUUUAUCUUCAUCAGAACUGUAUUUUAGGCCGUUUGUGCUUACUACAAAAUAACAAGCUUUUUAAAUUAGGUGAUAUGAGAUUUUCAAUGAAUAUGAUCAAAAAAUAAACUAUUUACAUUGGAUAUAAAAUUGUUUACACAGUCAUUUUGUUUGGUCUGAUCUUCUGGUGUAAUGAGUGUAAUAUAUUAAAGGUUAUAGCUGG